Molecule: messenger RNA, 2057 nt
Organism: Sardina pilchardus (European sardine)
Lineage: Eukaryota; Metazoa; Chordata; Actinopteri; Clupeiformes; Clupeidae
Gene: tmem120aa
Product: transmembrane protein 120Aa
Exons: 12
Coding region: 130-1155 (341 amino acids)
Biological process (GO): fat cell differentiation
Cellular component (GO): membrane
Source: RefSeq, a predicted model, not a curated record
AUGACGGAUUUACAUGAAGCCUGCCCAGCUAGCUAGUUAGCUUACUAGCUCCUAAAGUGAGGCACAGGAACCGUUAUCUGACGACAACCUUGAGAAACGCCGAAUUUCACUCUCACUAUCGCUAUAACUAUGCUGUUUAGCCCGAACAGCUUGGGGGAAUGUCUGCAGGAAUGGGGAGAUUUAGAAAAAGACUAUCAACAAAUCCAGGAGACCCACCGGUUAUAUAAACAGAAGCUGGAGGAGGUCUCAAAACUACAAGACUCGUGCUCCAGCUCCAUUGCACGGCAACGGAAACGACUGAAGGAGCUGUCGGUGUCACUCGACGAGUGCAGGCAGAAUGGCGGGCCAGGCAGCGUGUCUGCUAUCGAGGAGAUUCAGGAGUGCAUGAAGGAGAGGCCCAAUGUGUUCUUCGAAAUGGAGGCCUUCCUACCAAAGAAGAAUGGGUUAUACCUGAGUCUUGUUCUUGGGAAUGUGAAUGUCACUCUGCUGAACAAGCAUGACAAGUUUGCCUACAAGGACGAGUAUGAGAAGUUCAAACUCUAUCUGACCGUUCUGCUGCUGCUCUUCUCCUUCACCUGCCGCUUCCUACUCAGCUACAGGGCGGUGGACGCGCUGUUUAACUUCCUGUUAGUGUGGUACUACUGCACUCUCACCAUCCGUGAGAGCGUCCUCAUCAGCAACGGCUCAAAGAUCAAAGGCUGGUGGGUGUUUCAGCAUUAUGUCUCAACCUUCCUCUCUGGCGUGAUGCUCACAUGGCCAGAAGGGGAGUUGUACCAGAUGUUCAGGAGCCAGUUCCUCUCAUACUCCUUAUAUAUAAACUUUGUGCAGUUCCUUCAGUACUACUACCAGAGUGGCUGCCUGUACAGGCUUCGAGCGCUGGGGGAGAGACACAACAUGGACCUGACAGUAGAGGGUUUCCAGUCGUGGAUGUGGAGAGGACUGACCUUCCUGCUGCCCUUUCUCUUCUGUGGCCACUUCUUCCAGCUCCAUAAUGCAGUGACCCUCUUCAGGAUGACCCAGCUGCCUGAGUGGAAGGAGUGGCAGGUCCUGAUGUGCAGUGCCACGUUCCUGGUUCUCUUCAUGGGCAACUUCUUCACCACCCUGGGGGUCGUCUACCAGAAAUACAAGAACCAGGACAAGGCCAAAGCUGUGUAAUAGGAACCCAGACGAGGCCGCGAGGCUGGAGGGAUUCUGGACUGGACCCACCUCCACGCCAGGGAGGGAUUCUGGACUGGACCUGUGCUGUGUCCAGUGCUAUUUGCUGUUUGGGCCUCUGUGACAAGCUUAGCACUUCAGGAAUUGAAGCUCUCCAAAAAGAUUGUGUGUUUCUUUUUUUUCUUUUUUACUUUUAUAUGUCGUAUUUGUAUUCUGGAGUUUCGUUUUUGUUUGUUUUUGUCUUGCAAACGGUUUACAUGUACUUGUUGCACUAAUGUAUUUAAAUAUGUAUUGUCAUUGGCUUUGUGUGUGUGUGUGUGUGUGUGUUUAUAUACUGUAGGCGACGUAUGUGUAAGACUGCGAGUGUGUUUUCAAGUGUGUGUGUGUGUGUGUGUGUGUGUGUGUGUUUAUAUACUGUAGGCGACGUAUGUGUAAGACUGCGAGUGUGUUUUCAAGUGUGUGUGUGUGUGUGUGUGUGUGUGUUUGUGUGUGUGUUUAUGUACAUCUGUAAUACUGUAAGUGUGUUUUCAAGUGUGUGUGUGUGUGUGUGUGUGUGUGUGUGUGAGUGUGUGUGUGUUGGACAGAGGUUGCUCAGUGCUCUGUGAAUUACAGCACUGUGACUGUUUGUAGUGAACAGCUUAGAUGGUUACUGCAGUUCUCCCAAAUCAAAAGGGAUUCAACCCGUUUUGCUGUGCUCCCGGACCCCUAACAAACAUGCUCCUCAGUUGUGCUGUGCUCACGGACCCCUAACAUGCUCCUCAGUUCUCCUCCCAAAUCAAAAGCGAUUCAACCCGUUGUGCUGUGCUCCCGGACCCCUAACAUGCCCCUCAGUUGUGCUGUGAAUACAGGACAUCACGAUUGUCUUCUUGCACUCCAUGUAAAGCAAUAAACAGCCAUCAUGA